This is a messenger RNA of Mauremys reevesii (Reeves's turtle), 1701 nucleotides long. Its product is annotated as sesquipedalian-1-like. The record is from RefSeq and is a predicted model, not a curated record. Bases 901 to 1491 code for a protein of 196 amino acids. The transcript has 2 exons. Gene Ontology annotation, biological process: endosome organization; receptor recycling; retrograde transport, endosome to Golgi. Gene Ontology annotation, cellular component: trans-Golgi network; recycling endosome; early endosome. NCBI's taxonomy places the organism in Eukaryota, Metazoa, Chordata, Testudines, Geoemydidae.
CCCGCCCGCCCCUCGGAAGAGCCGGUGGCGUUUUGAACCCGGGCGCCCCCCGCGGCCACCUGCCCGUGUCGGGGGGGGUGAACCCCCAGGCGCCGGGGUCCCGCCUCGGGGUCCCCCUUCCGGCCAGGGCGGAGAUCAGCGGGAGUCCGGGGGCGCAUCGGGCGGGGCCCCGUGUAAACCCGCCCCCCCUUUACCCCAGUCGCGGUGCCAGCCAGGGAAGGAACCGGAGGGGGGGGGGCCCAGCUGCCCCAGCUGAAAUUGUGGGAACCCCCUUGUAUUUCUCCAGCGUCAGUCUCGCCUUCUGCCCCGGCCCCCACCCAGGAAGGGGGCCCCCCACCCAAGGCAGCCAGAGCCCCCACAUGUGGGCUAAGGAUGCGGUAGGACCCCCUAGUGUUUAACCCCCCAGGGCUGGUCUUCGUUUUUGGGGGGACACCUUCUAAGCUGGGACAGCCCCCCAAUCAGGCUCCAGGCCCCCCCCAAAUUCCCCCAGGAACAUGGAUCUCUUUAGGACCAAGGGGAACUCCAGACUAGGCAACUCCCCUGGGGUUAGUUCCUUGUUCUAGCUAUUCUGUUCCCCUGCCAAGUAAGGUGCCCUGGGCGGGGAGAAGAAGGGGGCCUGGAGGGGCUGUACCCAGAAUAUCCACUGGUGCACCCCCCUCCCCAGCAGACACACCAGCAGCGACAGGUGUCGGGGGCUCAUAGCUGGGUUGGGGGGACAAUUGAGGUCAAAUAGCUGGACCUUAAAAGUGACCCCUGCUCUGCCCCAGAGAGAGAAGGGGAAGGGAAAACUGGGGACCCCCCCACCCCAGAGAGGGGCAGCAGAUUUCCAGGACAAAGGUGGAUCCGGGAUCCGGCUGAUCACAGACAGAGGAGAGCAGGAGAAGGCAGGUCCCCGUCCACAUGAAGUUGCACGAAACCAGCGUCCUGGGCUACUCCCGCGUGGCGGCGCCCCCCGACCGGCAGGGGCGGCUGUACAAGAAGAGCGAACGCAGCAGCAGCUACCAGCGGCGCUGGUGCGAGUUACGGGGGAACCUGCUCUUUUACUGGGAGCGGCAGGGGGACCGCGAGCCGCUGGGGCUGAUCCUGCUGGAGGGCUGCACCGUGGAGCUGCAGGAAUCCGCCACGGAGCCUUUCACCUUCGAGAUCUCCUAUUCCCACGGGCCGCCGGGCCACCGGGCUUACAAGAUGGCUGCUGAAGACCAGGCCUCCAUGGAGGGCUGGGUGCGGGCUCUGAGCACGGCCAGCUUCAACUACCUGCGGGCCCUGUUGACAGAUCUGGAGGGACAGUACCGGGCCAGCGGGGCCCUCGGGGCGACAGCCCUGGAAGAGAGGGCUGCGCAGCGCAGCCCAUUGGUGGCAGAAGUGGGAUUGCCAGACUUUGAGGGGCUUCACCGCCAGUUCGGGGAGGAGAUUAUGAAACUGAAGGCGAGGUGGAGGGAGGGGAGAGCAGGCGGGGACCAGACAGUGCAGGGGGACCUGAUUGAUUUGUAGUAGGAGUAGGGAAAGGAGGCAAGCCGGGGGAGUGGGGAACCCGGGGGCAGGCGAACAGGGGGCUGCAGGUCAGGAUUAAGGGGCACCAGCCUUGGUGGUUUGGGGUGACUGGGAAAUGGGGACAAAAUAUUUGUCAAACAUUUACACUGUGAAGAUGCCUUUACAAUAAUAAAAUUGUUCUAUCCAGGCCCUGGUACCAGCCUUGUGACU